GAACAUGGAAGAAAGUUCACAGAAUGGUGUGUGGAUCUCUUCUGUUGCUCAGUGUGUCUCUAUUUCCUCUGGACACUUUUACUGUAUGAGCUGUGUUUACAGCUGCUGGGAUUAGGUGGAUCAGAAAAGUGUCGACAGCUGUCCACAGUGCAGAGACGCGUUCACCUCAGGCCGCUUCUAAAGAAAAGCACCAUCUUGGCUGAGCUGUUGGGGAAUCUGAAGAUGGCAGAGGCCCAGGCUGCUCCACCCGUGACCGCACGCACAGGAUCAGGAGAUGUGGAGUGCGACUUGUGCUCUGAGGAGAAACUCAAAGUGGUCGUGUCCUGUCCGGUGUGUCUGACCUCCUUCUGUGAGGUUCAUGUUCAACCUCGUUAUCAGCCUGCCUUACAGAAGCACAAGCUGGUCAAAGCCACACAGCUACAGGAGAAGAUAUGUUUUCAACACGGCAGGCUCCUUGAGAUGUUUUGUUACAAUGACCAGAAGUGCAUUUGUGUGUUGUGCACCACAGAAGAUCACAAUGGCCAUAAUACUGUUUUUGCAACAGUAGCACGGACCGAGAAACAGAAGCUGCUUCUGGAAAAAAGGAAGAAAUUCCAUAGGAGAAUCCAAGAAAGAGAGAUAGCGAUGAAGAAGUUGACAAAAGCUGUGGUAUCUUACAAACGUUCUGCACAGGAAGCGUUGGAGCACAGCGACAGGAUCUUCACUGAGCUGCUGCAGUCCAUUGAGAGAAGACGCUCUGAGGUGAAAGAGCUGAUCAGAGCUCAGGAGGAGGCAGCUGUGAGUCGAGCUGAAGAGAUUCUGAAGGAGCUGGAGCGGGAGAUCGAGGAACUGAAGAGAGGAGACGCUGAAAUGGAAGAGCUCUCACGCGAAGAAGACGAUGUCCACUUCCUCCAGAGUUUCCAGGCCCUCCAGACCUCUCCUGUAUCCAAAGCUUCACUCAGCAUCACUCUCAGUCAACAUCCAUCAUUUGACGCCCUGAAGGAAUCUCUUAUUGCACUGAAAAGGGACGAAACCUGCCAGAUUGGGAAGAUAUUAGCAGUAGUGAGGAAGAUCCACAUUGUGCUGCCACUGAAACCAAAAACUAGAGAGGAGUUCAUGGAGUAUUCUUGUCCACUGACGCUGGAUCCAGACACAGCACACAGAUCCCUCUCCCUGUCCGAGGCGAACCGGAAGGCAACCCGAGGAGAGGAGCAGCCAUAUCCUGACCAUCCUGACCGGUUCGACGGAUGGGCGCAGGUGCUGUGCGUGGAGGCUAUUUCUGCAUGUUCCUACUGGGAGGUGGAGUGGACUCAUGAGGACAAUGUUGGAGUGGAUAUCGCCCUUGCAUACAAACAUAUCGACAGGAAAGGUGUUCUUGAAUGUCGGUUCGGGUGCAAUAAACAGUCGUGGAGGCUAGAGUGUGAUCCUGGAAGAUGUUCUUUCAGGCACAAUAACUUCAGAACUGAACUCCUCACCCUCCCACUCGCCAGGAUGGGGGUGUAUGUGGACCAUAGGGUGGGCCUUUUGUCCUUCUACAGCGUCUCAGACACAAUGACCCUCCUCCACACUGUGCAGACAACAUUUACUGAACCCCUCUAUCCUGGGUUUUGGGUGGCAAAUGGAGCAUCUAUAAAAAUCUGCGCAGAAUAAUGCAUUACAGUAAUUGCAUUGCUGCACUGAUUCAUUGUUUAAAUUAUGCACUAAGCCCUCAAAUGCGGAAAUAAGAGACAUCCUCACUGGUCUCUGGGACUCUACAUGCUCAAUCAGCAUUUGUGGUGAUUAGACUAAACACUGUUUUAGACUAAACACUUUUUUAGACUAAACACUUUUUUUGUAGUGCAGCCAUUCUGCUGCUGCUGCUCAUUUCCAUCUCACUGAGAUACUAGUCUGGCUUCACACAAUACACUUACGUUUCCCUUAGCCAUCAGGAUGGCAGUCCAAUCAGCAACGAGAGGGGAUGACGUUACUUUCGAAAGUGUCGAAAGUGGUCAACGGUAGUAACAAUGCCUGCAAACAUCCAGAAAAUUGCAGUCGGAAAAAUGUGUAAAUGUAUAUACAACAAAGGUAAAUGCAUUGUGUCCUGACUGCUGAUGCUGCUUAUUAUCAGUAUGUAAAGGUUAGUAGGAAGUAAAGUGAGAAAUCCCUGAUCAAUGUGAUUGGUUAGGCUGAACUAAUGAUUUCAAAGUUAACGUAAAGUCCACCCCCAUUACAGUACAUUAAUAUUUAGUCAUUUAGCUGACGCUAUUAUCGAAAGCGACUUACAAACAAAGUACAAAAGGGAAACAAUCAAGGUACAGACUAUUACGAUGCUAGUGUAGGAAACAAUCUCCCAAUGGAGAGUACCCAGGCUCUGUUCACAAAGUGAAACAAAACGAGUGAGUCAGGAGAAACCAGACUUGGUAUUUUGUGAAUGUGGCCCUCUUUGCAUGUGGGUUCUCCUGUACUGUGUCUACCAUGACAGGUACCAUCACCUAUAAUGACAUAAAACUUAAUGUUAAGGAUUUUUUUAUUCUAGUUUAUGUAUUCAAUUAAAUCUAAUCAAAUCAAUCCUGUCAGGUGUCUGAACAAUAGGAUCGAAUUCAUGGGACUCAGACAGAACUGAUAGCUCUUAAAGGAGAUAGCAUCAGCUGCCAUGUAACCGACCUGCUGAUGACCAUCUCAUGGUGUCCUGAAGCAGCCCAUGCAGGUUGAUUAAGGAUGAGUGGACUUUAUGGCUGGAAUUGACCCCUUGUCUUGUAAUUCUGUAACUAGUGCAUAAAGAACACAAAGACCCAUUUUGUUCCUGUUAAAUAUGCUCCAGGUGGAAUAGAGUGAUGGGCUGAAGGCCCCCUGGAAUAAUCUUGUUCUGGGGAGGUGAUUUACCUUUGGGACACAUCUCUGUAGCUUUGCUCUAUAAAUAGAUCUCUGAGUUAAGUUGGAUUUGUCAGCCCUAGGGUCUCCAGCAAGAAUUUUCAACCUUUCACCACCAUACCAACUCAGUGUGUCAUCAGCAUCUGUUUUUGUGUGUAUGUGUGUGUGUGUGUGUGUGUGUGUGUGUGUGUGUGGGAGAGAGAGAGAGAGAGAAAGUAAAUAUGGUCUAUAGCUGUUUGUUUAUUUGUGUGUGUGUGUGUGUGUGUGUGUGUGUGUGUGUGUGUGUGUGUGUGUGUCUGUAUGUGUGAAGUUAUUCUGAAGGAGAUGCUCCAUUUGCGGGCUGAUUCGAAGCCCGCUCCAUCUCGCAGUCAUUAUUAGUGCUGGGCCAGAUUGAACGGCACACAGUCGUUAUUUCAUUAUUUAUAAUGAAAACAUCAGGCGGCAGGGAUGUGAACGCGAGGCAAUGCCCGGUAAUGGACUCAUUUGUUUGUGUUAGUUGCGCAUUCGUCAGUGUGCCCCGUGCCUGUCAGGGGUCGCUUGAUGAAUUAAAAGUGUCUCACAGCGGA
This is a messenger RNA of Alosa sapidissima (American shad), 3395 nucleotides long. RefSeq names its product tripartite motif-containing protein 16-like. NCBI's taxonomy places the organism in Eukaryota, Metazoa, Chordata, Actinopteri, Clupeiformes, Clupeidae. Gene Ontology annotation, molecular function: protein binding; zinc ion binding. The record is from RefSeq and is a predicted model, not a curated record. Bases 223 to 1629 code for a protein of 468 amino acids. The transcript is spliced from 6 exons.